Candida tropicalis MYA-3404 is the source of this 2298-nucleotide messenger RNA. It is a transcript of the gene NRP1, whose product is annotated as Nrp1p. The record is from RefSeq and is a predicted model, not a curated record. Bases 1 to 2298 code for a protein of 765 amino acids. Lineage: Eukaryota; Fungi; Ascomycota; Pichiomycetes; Serinales; Debaryomycetaceae. Gene Ontology annotation, molecular function: 3'-5'-RNA exonuclease activity; RNA binding. The transcript has a single exon.
AUGAGUGAUAUUUAUAUUAUUGUCCAUCUUGCAACCACUUGUGAUGAUUCGACAACAUAUGUCACUAAAGAUUCAUCUGAGUUGAUUGAAUUUGCAUGGGAAACUUUGGAUACAUCGACUUUGGAAACUUUAUCCAAAGAUUCGAUCUUGGUUCGUCCUAUUAAUACUCCUAUUACACCAUAUUGUUCAAGACUUCACAAGAUCUCGUGGGAACAUGUCAAGAAUGCAGGUUCAUUUAAAGAUGCCAUUGCAAAAUUUGAUCAAUAUGUCCAAGAUGAAAUCAUUGGCAAGAAGCAAGAGUUUUCAAUUGUUAUGUAUGAUACAUCUAAAUUGAGAGUUCAGUUAUCCCGUGAGGCUAGAGAUAAAUCCGUGGUUUUACCAUCAUAUUUGCAACAUCCAAGAGUAUUCGAUAUUCCUAAGGAAUAUUGUAAUUGGCAAUCAACACACGCGGAAGCUUUGUCAUACCCCGCAACAUCUUUGUCCAAUAUUAUAACUGCUUUGGGACUUGAAAUUGAAAACAUUUCUGAAUACAAUGAAUUGCCAAAUUUUUCUUCGUCAACUCCACCUCCAAGGGCUCUGGUUGACGAUUCCAAUUCUCAAGGUUUAGAUUCUGGACCUAAUGGUAAAACUGUGGCUGAAUUGUAUGCAAUGAUUGUCAAACAGUUGGUUAAGAAGUCUAUGCCUAUUGAAGAACAUCCUACUGUGUUUACAAAGCCAUAUGAUUCAGGUCAAGAUAUUACAGUUUUCUCCGCAGAACGUUCGAAGGUACUUUAUCUUUCAAACUUGCCUAAUGAUACUACACAAUCUGAGUUGGAAUCUUGGUUCACUCAAUAUGGUGGAAGACCUGGUGGAUUUUGGACAUUUAAGAAUGGCGAAGAUUCAAAUAAUGGUAACAAUGGUGCUGGAAAAUUAACCCAAUCAUCUAAAGCAGGAAUAGCUGGGUUUGUAGCAUUUGGAACCCAUGAUGAAGCAGCAGAUUGUUUAGCUUUGAAUGGAAGAGUAUUAGGUGACCGUGCCAUUGAGGUCCAACCGUCAAGUAGCAAGGUUUUUGAUAUUGCUAUGGAUAAGUUAUUAUUGACACUGUUUCCAUUGUCCAAGAAUAAGCCAAGACCAGGAGAUUGGACAUGUCUUUCAUGUGGAUUCUCUAAUUUCCAAAGAAGAACUCAUUGUUUUAGAUGUUCAUUUUCAGCUGUUGCAUUCCAGGAUCUUUACAAUCAUUCCAAUAAUAGCAAUUCUAGCAACUUGGGUCGCAGGACAUCGAACCAGAAUACACCUAUUGGUAACCAACAACAACAACAACAACAGCAGCUGCAGCAGCCACAACAACAACAACAACAACAACAACAACAACAGCAUGCUCAACCUCAAUCAUCGCAAUUACAACAGCAAUCACAACUUGCUGAUAAAAUGACUUCUGGCGCUGCUAACUUGUCGUAUAAUGGGUUAAAUGAUGGAUCUUCUGGAUUACAAAAUUAUUCAAAUGAUUCCAAUGUUGGUGGUAUAAAUACAAACCAUCAUAAUAACAACAACAACAACAACAACAAUAGUAUUAAUACUAACAACAACACUAAUAAUAACAAUAAUCUCGGCCGUAAUCAUUACAACAGCAAUGUUCCCUUUAGAGCAGGUGAUUGGAAAUGUGAAGUUUGUAUGUACCACAAUUUUGCCAAAAACUUGUGUUGUUUAAAAUGUGGUGUAGCUAAACCGAUUAUGAGCCACCAACAAGCAAAUCCAAUGCAUUCUGUUAACACCACUGCUGCUGCAAUUGCGGCAGCUACAGCUAGUGGUCAACCAUUGAAUUUGAAUAGCAAUGCGUUUAUUGGACUCCAGCAAUCCCAAAUGCAGCAUCAUUAUAAUCAACAACGUGGCAACAAUAAUAACAACAAUAUUUCUGGAGGUCACAAUUACAAUAACAACAAUAAUAGCAAUAGUUCUAAUAACCAAAAGAAUCAAUACUACAAUAGUACUAGUUUGCGUUCAGGACUUUCACAACAGAGUUCAGUCAUGACACAACAAGCAUUGAUGUAUUCACAGCAACAACAACAACAACAACAACAAGGAGGAAUGGGACCAAAUAAUUCUGGUUCAUUACAACAAAAAUAUUCAGGUAGUCAGAAUUCACCUAAUUUAUAUUCAAUGUAUUCUAAUUCCGGUCAUAAAUCAGUUGGAAAUUAUUCCAAUAAUGAACCUAUAACUGGUCCUGUUGUUUUAAAGAAUUCUAACCAUCAAUCCCCUGGUAUGAAUGGACAAUCAUUCAAUUCUUUGAAUAACCAAAUGAAUUCAUUAAACUUGAAUUGA